This is a messenger RNA of Penicillium chermesinum, 372 nucleotides long. RefSeq lists its product as uncharacterized. Lineage: Eukaryota; Fungi; Ascomycota; Eurotiomycetes; Eurotiales; Aspergillaceae. The record is from RefSeq and is a predicted model, not a curated record. Bases 1 to 372 code for a protein of 123 amino acids. The transcript has a single exon.
AUGCGUAGGCUCAAGAUUGUCGAUCCGAUGGGAGACAGCUCCUACAAUCACCUAAACGAUGCUGAUACGGAGGAGACGCCCGAUGGCUCCCGCACUGAUGCACCUACUAUCCUAUUUGCUCCAAUGAUCAAGUCCCUUGCCCGCUUGAGAAUCAACAAUAGUCUCACCAAUUGGAAGAAAAAAUCUGUUUCUCCACUCUUCAAAACCUUCAAGGGCAAGAAUGGGCAGAACAAGUUCAAAUCAGUUCCUGCCAUGGUCUAUCCAGUCAACCCAUCCAAACGCAAGAGUGAAGCAAAAGCCUCAGAAAAACAAGACUAUCCAAAAACAGGGUGGAGAUCUGAUACCGAUUCCGAGGAGAUUGAGCCACCAUAG